This is a messenger RNA of Camarhynchus parvulus, 841 nucleotides long. RefSeq names its product endonuclease domain-containing 1 protein-like. Gene Ontology annotation, molecular function: nucleic acid binding; metal ion binding; hydrolase activity. The coding region runs from base 11 to 841 and encodes 276 amino acids. The transcript has 2 exons. NCBI's taxonomy places the organism in Eukaryota, Metazoa, Chordata, Aves, Passeriformes, Thraupidae. The record is from RefSeq and is a predicted model, not a curated record.
UCCUGCCACCAUGCUGGGGCUGCUGCUGCUGCAGGUGUUGGCCAGCUGCCUCUGGCUGGGACACAGCGAGGUGGUGAACUCCUUUGAAACUUCAUGUCCUCAGUUUUUUUUCCAUGAAAUCCCCCCGAACGAAGCCUUGGAGCCACAGAAACCAGCCUGGAUCUGCCAGCGCUACAAGAACCAGUAUUACUUUGCCACCCUGUACGACAGGAAGAUGCGUAUUCCUGUCUACUCUGCUUACAUCUACCAGCCUGGACCGGGCAAAAGACCUAAAACUUGGCUGGUUGAGCCUCAGCUGAUUGGCCCAACUUAUCCCAAAACUAUGGAAAAAGAGUGGACACUCUUAAAUCAAUACAACGUCACCUUAGAGAAACUCAGCCAGAGCCAGGCUAUCCUUCAUGACUACAAGAACCUGACAGGUUUGAACCGGGGCCAUUUGAACCCCAAUGGCCACCACGAUGACUACAGCAGCAGGAUGGCCACCUUCACCCUCACCAACAUAGUGCCCCAGGAUGAAAAACUCAACGGCGGCGCCUGGAACAACUACGAGCAGCAAACGAUGAUCAGGAGGACCCAGGGCUGUAAAACCACCUAUGUCAUCGUGGGUGCUGUGCCUGGGAACAACUACAUUGCCAAGGGGAGGGUUAAUAAACCCAGCCACCUUUGGUCAGCUGCCUGCUGUGUGGUGGACAACAACUACAUAAAGGCUUGGGCGGUCAUUGCUGAGAACGACAGGAACCAGGUUCAGCUCCUCACACUGGGAGAGCUGGAGGACACAUUAACUGAGCUCUAUGGGAGGGGACAGGUUUUUCUGUUUGACAGUGACUGUCCCCGAGAAUAA